GCAUUGAUAAAAAUAUCGCUACCAGAUGUGUGAGCAAAGAAUUACCACCAAAAGAAGACAUUAAUAAUGGAGAAUUACUCCAAACAUUAAUUUUGGAAAGACACAUUAGUCAUGAGUUUGAUGAUUUUGGUGUGAGAAAAAUCAAAGAUAUGAACAAAUUUGAGACUCAGUGCCUUUAUCAAGAAAAAAAUUAUGAAGAAGACACUGCAACCCAUCACAAAAAUCUUGCCUAUAGAAAACAUCAACGACAUCAUAAAUUCUGUAAUCAUUUUCCUGUAAAGCACAGUGUUUCCAUAGGAAGAAAUAUAUCUGAAUAUUACAAACAUGAUACGGUAAGUAAGGCACUAAAAAACAAGGUAGACUGUUCAGGAAGCAAGUACAAAAACUGUUUAGACAAUACGCUGAGAAUAAGCUUUCAUUCACAUCUGGCUGAACUGCAGAGAUUUCAAACCCAAGAGGAAAUUCACGAAAGUAAUCAAGUUGAGAAGUCUACCAAAAAGAUUUCAGUUUCACUUCAAAGAAUUCCUUCUAGUGUCAAAACUAACAUUUUUAAUAAAUAUGGGAAGGUUCUUAUGCAUCCUUCAUUAUGGACACAACACCAGAAAACACCCAAUAGAGAAAAACCUUACAAAUGUAAUGAGUGUGGGAAGGCUUUUAGCCAUUGCUCAACCUUAGCUAAUCAUCAAAGAAUUCAUUCUGAGCAGAAAUCUUACAAAGGUAAUGAGUGUGGCAAAGCCUUUAAGAGGUUCUCAAACCUCACGAGGUAUCAGAGAAUCCAUACCGGAGAGAAAACAUAUAAAUGUAAUGUGUGUGGUAAAGAUUUUGCCACAUGGUCACAUCUCUGGGGUCAUGAGCGAAUUCAUACAGGAGAGAAGCCUUACAAAUGUAAUGAGUGUGGCAAAGCCUUUUCUGAUGGUUCAUAUCUUGCUCAACAUAAGAAUUUCCAUUCUGGACAGAAACCUUACAAAUGUAAUCAGUGUGGCAAGGAUUUUGCCACACGUUCACACCUUUGUAUUCAUAAGAGAAUUCAUACUGGAGAGAAACCAUUUAGAUGUAAUGUAUGUGGUAAGAAUUUUAUGAUACCUUCACAGCUUUGGGGUCAUGAGCGAAUUCAUACUGGAGAGAAGCCUUACAAAUGUAGUGAGUGUGGCAAAGCCUUUUCUAGUGGUUCAAAUCUUGCUCAACAUAAGAGAAUCCAUUCUGGAGAGAAACCUUACAAAUGUAAUCAGUGUGGUAAGGAUUUUACCACACGGUCAUACCUUUGGAGUCAUGAGAGAAUUCAUACUGGAGAGAAACCUUACAAAUGUAAUGAGUGUGGCAAGGCCUUUAUCAGGAGUUCAAAUCUUACUCAACAUAAGAGAGUUCAUGAUGGAGAGAAACCCUAUAAAUGUAAUGUAUGUGACAAGGCCUUUAGUCAGAAUGCAAGCCUUACUGUUCACCAAAGAAUUCAUACUGGGGAGAAACCUUAUAAAUGUCAUGAAUGUGGCAAAGCCUUUAAGCACUACUCAAGCAUCAAUAAACACCAUAAUACACAUAAAGUGAAGAUACAAAUGUAAAGUGUGGGGUAAGACUAUUAUUAAAUGUUUACACCUUUGGAGUCAUGAGAGAAUCCUUACAAAUGUCAUGAAUGUGGCAAAUCCUUUAAGCACUGUUCAAGCCUGAGUAGACACCAGAAUAUACAUAGAGUGAAGAUAGAGAUAUAAAGCCUGUGGUAAGGCUUUUAUUAAAUGUUCUCACCUUUGGAGUCAUAACGGAAUUCAUACUGCAAAGAAAUCUCACCGAAGAACGUAGCACAGAUUUCAUGCCAUAGCCUGGCCUCAGGAUUCACCAACGAUUUCAUGUUGGAGAAAACCCUACAAAUACAAUGAGUGCUGGUACAUUGUUUAAGCAGGUUUCACAAUGUACAAUGCAUCAGAGAAUUCUAGUAGUAUUAACUAAGUCUAAUUCUUGAAGAUUAAUCAAAUGAAAUGUCAAACUCUGCAGGAAAAUUAAAAGUCAAAAUGUUUUGGGGCGCCUGGUUGGCUCAGUCGUUAAGCGUCUGCCUUCGGCUCGGGGCAUGAUCCCAGAACGCCGGGAUCACGCCCUGAGCCAAAGGCAGACGCUUUAACCGCUAUGCCACCCAGGCGCCCCUAUUUUCUAUUUCUUGAUGAGAUUACUUGAUUAUGGACUUUGGACUUGUGGUUGAAGACCUUUCAUGAAUUGCCACAAGUGUCUAUGAUGGUCCCUUUUGUUUUGGCCCUAAUGUAAAUGGUAUUUUGUUUUUAAUUUUUAAUUCACUUGUUUAUUUCUGGUAUCUAGGAAGGCAUUUAAAUUUGAUCAUUAACCUUGUAUCCUGCCUUGCUAUAAUAUCAUAUUGUGUUUUAUCUACCAUACUUUGGGGCUUCAUAAUAUUGUUCAGUGCUGUGAUGACAGGUACCUGUGUUUUGUUCCUGGAAUAAAAAGAAAGGACUCUC
Molecule: messenger RNA, 2453 nt
Organism: Ailuropoda melanoleuca (giant panda)
Lineage: Eukaryota; Metazoa; Chordata; Mammalia; Carnivora; Ursidae
Product: zinc finger protein 501-like
Exons: 2
Coding region: 150-1556 (468 amino acids)
Biological process (GO): regulation of transcription by RNA polymerase II
Molecular function (GO): DNA-binding transcription factor activity, RNA polymerase II-specific; RNA polymerase II cis-regulatory region sequence-specific DNA binding
Source: RefSeq, a predicted model, not a curated record